AUGUCCAGCCUUAAAGACGAAAAGGUCUUUCACGACGAAGGGGACGGCACUGUCGAGGAUGUCGACAUCAUCCCCUCCGACCUCCCCGUCCACCUUGGAGAGGAUGUGGCCUACGGCCCAAGCGGCAUUGCCGGUGUCAUUCAGUCCCCUUUCGUGUUUGCUGCUGCCCUUAUUGCCUCUAUGGGUGGUUUCUCCUUUGGGUACGACCAAGGUGUGAUUUCCAUCAUCAAUGUCAUGGACCAGUUCCACGACGUCUUCCCAUACGCAACCAGCGGCUUUGGAAAGGGAUUCAUGACAGCAAUGUUGGAGUUCGGUGCCUUCAUUGGCUGCUUCUUUAUGCCUUGGCUUGCAGACAAAAUUUCACGAAAGAAGGCCAUUUUUGUAGUGACGAUUUUCUUCAAUGUGGGCGCUGUGCUGCAGACCGCGGCCGUCAACUAUGAGAUGCUUGUUCUGGGCCGCACAAUUGGUGGAAUUGGAGUGGGAACUCUUGCAAUGGGUGCUCCUUUGUAUAUUUCCGAAAUCGCCCCCCCUAACCUCCGCGGUACCCUACUUGUCCUUGAGUCGAUUUCGAUCUGUCUCGGCGUCGUUGUCUCGUUUUAUAUCACCUAUGGAACCCGUCACAUGGAUGGAGAGAUCGCGUUCCGCCUUCCUCUCGGCCUCCAGAUGGUCUCCGCCACUAUCGUCGGUUUCGGCAUCUUCUUCUUCCCAUACUCGCCACGCUGGCUCGCCCUUGUUGGACGCAACGAAGAUGCUCUUGCCAAUCUAUCCCGAAUGCGCCGUCUUCCUGCAGAUGAUGAGCGGGUUCAGACUGAAUACAAGGGAAUCGUUGCUGAGGCCCAGUUCCAGAAGACCGUCCUCGAGCGCCGCCACCCCGGCAAGCACGGUAUCAGACUCGAAAUUCUCACCUGGUUGGACCUAUUUAGUCCUAAUACUUGGAGGAGAACUGUUGUUGGUUGCGGAGUGGCUUUUUUUCAACAAUUUAGUGGGAUCAACGCCUUCAUUUACUACGCUCCAACGCUCUUCCAGUCCCUAGGACAAAGCGAACAGAUGGCUCUCGAUAUGUCUGGUGUUUUUAACAUCCUUCAGUUCGUUGCCGUCUGUGUCUGCUUCUUUAUAAUCGACCGGGUGGGCCGACGCCCCCUCGCUAUCUUCGGCGGCCUCGGCGGCCUCGUUUCCUGGGGAAUUAUGGCUAUUCUUGUCGGCCUUUUCUCUGACAACUGGAAGGCACACUCCGCUGCAGGCUGGGGAGCUGUUGCUAUGGCUUUUAUGUUUAUCCUGACUUAUGGAGUCUCUUACUCGCCCCUCGGCUGGGCUCUACCCUCCGAAGUCUUUCCCACCGCAACUCGAUCAAAGGGCGUCGCCUUGUCCACCGCAACCGUCUGGCUUUGCAAUUUCAUUAUAGGCCUUAUUACGCCGCCUAUGAUAGAGAAUAUCGGCUUCGGAACGUAUGUAUUCUUCGCCUGCUGGUGCGGAUUAGCUGCCGUAUGGGCGUUUUUCCUUGUGCCUGAAACAAAGGGCAAAACACUUGAACAGAUGGACGAGGUUUUCGGAGACAACAGCGGGCAAGAGGAGAGGGAGAUUAUGCAGUCUACGGCAGCCCAGGUGAUGCGUUCUGGCGUCCCUACCCAGCAGGUCUGA
Molecule: messenger RNA, 1638 nt
Organism: Fusarium keratoplasticum
Lineage: Eukaryota; Fungi; Ascomycota; Sordariomycetes; Hypocreales; Nectriaceae
Product: MFS domain-containing protein
Exons: 2
Coding region: 1-1638 (545 amino acids)
Biological process (GO): carbohydrate transport; transmembrane transport
Cellular component (GO): membrane
Molecular function (GO): carbohydrate:proton symporter activity
Source: RefSeq, a predicted model, not a curated record